AUGCUGUCAAGCCUAACAACAAAGAUCGCCCUCAAGAAGGUCGGGCUGAAUAGCAAGAGCUUCGACUUCAGCGGAGGCUCAACGGGCACGAAGAGCAAGAGCGGUUCGAACAAUGACGAAGCCGCGGACGAGAACCCGGGUGGCUGGCCGGCGUGGAUGUCGAUGAAGGCCCUGCCCAUCACCGUGGCGCCAUGGUUCUCCCCACCACCACCGCCGGUGCCCGUGGCCGAGGUCCCAAAGAUCGGCGAUCUGGCCCCGUUGGACCGCGAUAGGAAGCUCGAGUUCGGACGCGGCCGGCCCGUUCUCGUCGUCUUCCUCCGCUGCGUUGGCUGUGCUUUCGCCCAGAAGACCUUCCUUGCGCUACGGGCUCUGGCAAACAAGCACGCAGGUACGCUGACAUGCAUCGCCGUGUCGCACUCGUCGUCCGCCGCCACCCAGAAGUGGAUCGACAUGUUGGGCGGCGCGUGGAACGUCCAGGUCGUCAUCGACGAGGACCGCGCCAUCUACGCCGCCUGGGGCCUGGGUCUGGGAUCCGUGUGGUACGUCUUCAACCCGACGAGCCAGGUUCAGGGGUGGAAAGAGAAAGGUUGGCUCGGGGAGAAGGUUGCGGGUGCGAUCCAGCGGACCGGCACGGGGGCUGGCGCGUCGAGUCCUACGCCUGUCCAGAGGCGAGGGACGGGGAGUACUGGCCAGAAGGGCGCCGUAACGCCGGCGGGCGGUGCAGCGGUAGGGGAUGAGGUAGAAGGGCCUAGCACAGUCAUGGGCAACAAGUGGCAAACGGCGGGUGCGUUCGCGGUCGAUGGGAGGGGGACGGUCGUUUGGGGCGGCAAGGCGUUGAGGGCCGACGAUCCAAUGGACUUGGAGACUGGGGCCAAGAUCCUGGGCAUGUAG
Messenger RNA from Colletotrichum spaethianum, 891 nucleotides. RefSeq lists its product as uncharacterized. Bases 1 to 891 code for a protein of 296 amino acids. The transcript is spliced from 2 exons. The record is from RefSeq and is a predicted model, not a curated record. Lineage: Eukaryota; Fungi; Ascomycota; Sordariomycetes; Glomerellales; Glomerellaceae.